Symphalangus syndactylus (siamang) is the source of this 974-nucleotide messenger RNA. RefSeq lists its product as uncharacterized. NCBI's taxonomy places the organism in Eukaryota, Metazoa, Chordata, Mammalia, Primates, Hylobatidae. The record is from RefSeq and is a predicted model, not a curated record.
AGGACUUUAACAAGUCUCAUUUCUUACUCCAUUGUCACUUGAAACCACUUAAAGCCCUCACACAAUUAACUGAUAGUUUGCCCGUCUGUUGUCCAGGAAGGCCUUCCAGCAGUGCCACAUAAAUUUCUAAAUAAGUGUAUAAAAGGACCGAGGAAAGCAUCCAGUAUAUCAACCCCCUCAUCAAAGGAGACAUGCUGCUCCAAGAGGGCCGGGAACUGAAGAGAUAAGGACACGGGCUUCCCUGUGACCUCAUUGUGUUCUCCCAGGACUUCAACAGUGUCUGCUGCCAAUGCAUGCAAGGGAUGUAGUUUCUCACAAUGUUUCCAAUCCACAGAAGAGGGUCAAGAGAGGAGGAGACCAAGAACUUCUCAGGCCAAGGUGCCUUCUGCCCGCUCACCUGCCUCAUCUGGUCUCCAUGGGAGGAAACACCUUGUCUGGAGGUCUCUGUAGGUAAAAAACCUCAAGGGGGAAGAAAUGUUCAACAAGGAAGCAUUGCAGGGAAAGUGAACCAGCUCAUCACUCUGGCUGGACACAUAAAAAGUCAGGCCCCACACGGGAAACGCAGGCCUCCACCAAGACACCAUCUCCAAAUACAGUCACAUUGGGGCUUAGUACUUCAACAUAUGAAUCCGAAGGAGGGACACAGUUCAGUCCUUAACACAGUGCUUUAUGGAUUGUAUCUGCAUCGUCCAUCUUAUCACCACCCAAAUCCAGCACCUGAAUUGAGAUUCCCAUGUGAUAUGCAGCAUGGUCAGAAAAAAGGAAACCAGAUGAAACACCCAGCCCUUCAAGUGAUGCCCAAUUUUCCGGGAUGCUCGCUGUUGCUGUGUCCAGCCUGCUCUGCCCCCGGUCUUCUCCAUCUCAGCAACGGCACUGCCAUUCUCCAAGUGUUCCUCACCCCAGACUUCAGGCCCUGUGGGCAACUGAGGAACUUCUGCCAGAACAUGAACCCCUGGGUUUCCACGCCUUUUUAG